Triplophysa rosa is the source of this 3743-nucleotide messenger RNA. RefSeq names its product ankyrin repeat domain 40 (gene ankrd40). The coding region runs from base 278 to 1468 and encodes 396 amino acids. Gene Ontology annotation, molecular function: protein binding. The transcript is spliced from 5 exons. NCBI's taxonomy places the organism in Eukaryota, Metazoa, Chordata, Actinopteri, Cypriniformes, Nemacheilidae. The record is from RefSeq and is a predicted model, not a curated record.
CACACCGAAAACUGCCCCCAAUAUGGGCGCUGCGGCGGCGAUGAGAGGAAUGUAGUAGUCGGCAAAAGAUUUUUUUAAACACAUCCAAUACAUUACACUGUUCUUAUAGGUAGGACUUGAUCCUUAAGACUUGAAUUACUCUCCUCUCUCAUCCAUAGCGAAAAUCACCCAUAUUAAUCACAAGUUCUGUCGGGUCGAGUGUCUUAUUUUGGUCCCUACUAUACAAGCACAGCCUGUCGGAUCGUAUGAAGCUUUUAUUUUCGUAAAGACUUGAAUAAUGUCAACGACAUCGCUGGAUAAAGAGCUGCAGGAGAGACUGAGAGAGGCCAGUGCCAUCGGAGAUUUAGAAGAGGUGAAGUCUUUAGUGGAGAGCGGAGUGAACGUCAACUCUCAAAAUGAGAUUAACGGAUGGACGUGUUUGCAUUGGGCCUGUAAAAGAAACCACAAACAGGUAGUGGCGUAUCUUCUGAUCACCGGAGCUGACAAAGACAUUCUAACUUCGAAAGAGGAAUUAGCCGUUCAGCUCACUUCCAAACCUGAAAUCAGACGACUACUUGGAGUGGAAGAAGAAGAUGUUCCCGAGGUAAAGGAACCCGAGCUGCCAAUCAUCCCCAACUAUCUUUCCAACCCGCCCUUUCUGUACAGCAAGCUGGAUAAAGAUAAUCUGAGUAUAUCGCAGCAUGUGUCGCAGAACGGCACCAACAAUCAUCCAGAACCCUUAGAGUCUGAACCAGCAACCCUCUCCCCGACACAAGAGCAGCAACUUCCUCCCCAACAGCCUAAGAGUCUUUACACAGACAGCCAGAGCCAACAAGAGUUAUCCUACAUCCCCGUCGUGGAGCAGAACGGCGUUGUGCCGAGCCCUGUGGUGAACGGAGGUCUGCCCAUGGAGCUCUCCCCAGAGACUCAUCACCCCAACCACUGCGAGUUUUCCCACCCUCAUACCAGAGGACAGAACGGGCCGGUGUGCCCCACACUUCCUUCCCCCAGCGGGAGCACCAGCCAGCCCCAGGUUCCCAACGGCACCGUCACCCGGCAGCAAUCCAUCCCCCAGCAGAUCAACUGCUCCCAGCUCGCCGGCUCCGUGCCUGCCUUCCAGCCCUUCUUCUUCACCAGCACCUUCCCUGUUAACGUGCAAGAGCUGGUCGUGAAGGUGCGAAUCCAGAACAGCAACGUUAGAGAGAACGACUUCAUCGAAGUGGAACUUGACAGACAGGAGUUGACAUACAGGGCGCUGCUCCGCGUGUGCUGUCGUGAGCUGGACAUCAGCGCCGAGCACGUGGAGAAGAUCCGCAAGCUGCCCAACACUAUGCUCAGAAAGGAUAAGGAUGUGGCGAGGCUUCAGGACUUCCAGGAGCUGGAGGUGGUCCUGGAAAAAACUGAAGGCUUGACGCUGUUCUCUGGAAGUCAGGGCGGUCUGACUGAUCGGCCCUGCUACAACAUGAAGGCAUCCCGGCUCACCUACUAGCUUCAUAUUAGCACCCCUGUAGGGCAAACUGACUGGCUGUUUUUUUGGGACCUGCUUCUUUCCAUCCCAAACUAUUUACUAAUUUCUGUUCUCAAAAUACACUUCUAUCCUCCUCCGGUUUGGGUCGAUAACCUGUUUAAGAUAUUAGCCUUACCUCCCACCCUUCAUUAUUCAUUACCAGAUGGACCUUUAGUGCCUCCUCCAGUGUAUCCAUAGAUAACUCGUUUGAGCUCUUAACAGGUUUUGGCAGGCUUAGCUCUGGGACAGCUUUUUUCAUCGGCCCACGCUUCAAUUUGAAUAUUUAAAUGCAUUUUGUUCACAACUGGACUUGGGAAAAUAUUCAAAUCCACCAAAUUUGCAUACUUUCCGAACCUGGGAUCUGUCUCACGGCCUUGCCUUCGUAUCGGGUCACUGUGCGAGAGCUGGUGCGCUGCUUCAACAGAGAUCGGUCGAUCAUACGUCCACCGUUCCAUCUCAAGAGCGUGAACUGUCGUAUAAUAUAAGAGUGUAUGCUUAUAUUGAUCCGGGAAAGCCAGUUAUUUCAUUUAAAUGUUUUGAAACUAAGAUGUUAUUUUGUUGCCAGACAGCUCUCUGUGCACUUUAACCAAACCUUGCCAUUAUUUGAAAAGUUAUUGAGCCAUUUCAGUGCUGUUUCUCAAAUGCUGUUCGGUCAAUGUAAGCCAAAUAUUUUCUGUAGGCUGCUCUGUGACUGUUUGGAGUAGACUGACCUCACGAUUUUGCAAAUGUCGCUUGUUUUGCCAACUAAACAACGUUGCAAGUUCCAUUUUAUUCCUCCAAGGAAGAGCUUGAUUUGAGAUAAAAUAAUACAAUCUUUAACCCCAGAGAGCUUCCAUUGAUUCUCAUAUUGGCCUCCCUUGAGUUUGGCUCUGUGAAGAUGUUUAAUUCUCACAGUAACGGUAGUGCCAUUCUUAAAUACUGCAUUCUUUAACAUGCUUUAAAAUUGCAGUUCGGUUAAUUCAACUGUGGCGAAUGUUUGAGAUUAGAUUUAGAAGAGAUGCAUAAACACUACAUUGUUGUAUAUUAGCUUUCGACUUUAUACAGGUUGUGUUAACGUGGGAACAGUACUCUCAAGUCAUGAUUUCUAAAGGAUUUGUCCUAAACUAAUUACGAAGUUGUUUUGUAGUUUUGUUGGCAGGUUUGGCAGUCUAACCAUAACCAAGCAUAAUAUGAUUAACGUUUGUUGCUUCUAUUGUUCAAAGUUAACAUUAGCCAUUUAUGUUAACUUUGCAAGACACACUGCUAAAUUAUUUCAUUUUUUUAAUGUGCAAUUUUUUGUAUGAUAUAAAUACUAGAAUUUGAGGAUUAAAAGAAGGAUAAACUUAAAUUGAAAUGAAAUCAUCUUUGUUUUUCUUCAUUUAAAAUUCUUCUUUAAUAUUUAUUUUGAGUCCGUAAUUUUUCACGUUUGAUCAUUUUAAGUUGUAGGUUUAGAAGUUCAAAGGUGAGCUUGUUAGAGACUAUACUUAAGGUAUUAGUCAUGUUCUAAAGGUCAGUUUGACUUUGCAUUUUGAUUCCAGAUAUUUGAGAUGUUCCUAGUACUUUGAUACAACAGUGCAUUGUCUUUACUAACAAUACUUAUUACUUUGAUAAAGCAUGGGCAAAAGCUAUCCAUAAUUGUUUUUCUUGACUUGAAAAGCAGAUGGAAAGAUGUCUGUCUUUAGAAAUAACAAAAAGACGAGGCACCAUGCCAUUGCUAAACGUCACCAAUAGAGGACAGGCUUAAACUAGUCUUGGUAACGGAUGACGGAUGCAGACUGAAUGUUUUUAAGAGGAAGGAAAAUUUUCCACUUGAUUAAACCUAGUAGACAUCCACUAAGGACCAGGACUGUGUGCAGAAUUUGGUCUUGUUUACGCUUUCUUGUUUAGAUGUAUGACUCGGGUUGGUGUAUUUAGUAUUGUUUCCUACUACUUAUAUACUUCUUUGAUUGAUGGGCUGUUGUCACAACCAGUUUGAUCAUAAUUUAUCUAUUUUAUUACAUGCUGUAUAAAAAAAUAUGCAAACAAUGUAACAUGGAUUGAAUCAAUGAAAUAGUUUAAGAUGUUCAGUCCAGGACAUAAACAAACGUUCCUUUUGCGCUUUUGUGGCCUGAACUUAACUUCCCUGUAGAUUAUUUCUGAAUACAAGCUAAAUAACAAGUAAAUUACAUUAGCUAGCAAGUUAAAAGUAUGUCUAUUAUUUUGGGUUACCAGUAGAAGAACUGUUACUUGGCUAAACUUAAAUGCAACAAAGUUAUACAACCCAUUCAACAAAUUGUUU